This is a messenger RNA of Peniophora sp. CBMAI 1063, 1785 nucleotides long. Lineage: Eukaryota; Fungi; Basidiomycota; Agaricomycetes; Russulales; Peniophoraceae. The record is from the annotation of a GenBank genome assembly.
AUGAAGUCAAUGAAGGUUUCUCGGGCCGGUGUGAAGCGCGCGUUCAGCUCGAGCGCUGGACGUCGCGACGAGAAGCCCAUCAUGAACCGGUACUCGCGCACGGUCACACAACCGAAGGACCAGGGUGCCAGUCAGGCUAUGUUGUACGCGACAGAGGGCAUUAACUCCGACGAGGACUUCAACAAGGCCAUGGUCGGUGUCGCCAGCGUUUGGUAUGAGGGCAACCCAUGUAACCGGCAUCUUCUUGGGCUGGGUCAACGCGUGAAGAAGUCUCUUGAAAACGCUGGCAUCGUGGGGUAUCAAUUCGGUACUGUUGGCGUCAGCGACGGCAUCAGCAUGGGCACCCGCGGAAUGUCGUUUUCCCUUCAGUCUCGCGACCUGAUUGCCGACCAGGUCGAGUCUGCUGCUGGUGGACAUUGGCUCGACGGUAUGGUCACCGUACCCGGAUGUGACAAGAACAUGCCUGGUGUACUCAUUGCUCUGGGAAGGUUAAAUCGCCCUGGUAUGAUGGUGUACGGUGGAACGAUUCGCCCAGGAUCAUGCGCAGGCCAGCCCCAGCUUGACCUCGUGUCUGCAUUCCAGUCAUACGGGCAGUACUUGCAAUCAGGCAAGACGGAGGAAGCAGAGAAGAUUCGCUACGACACCGUUAGGCAUGCAUGCCCCGGUCCUGGCGCAUGUGGUGGCAUGUACACGGCCAACACAAUGGCCAGCGCCGCGGAGGCACUCGGCAUGACAUUGACCGGAUCGUCUUCGUUCCCCGCAGAGUACGAGGAGAAGCACGCUGAGUGUGAUGCUGUUGGUCCCGCAAUGCGCAACCUGCUUGAGAAAAACAUCUUGCCGAGGGAUAUCAUGACGCGCUCGGCCUUCGAAAAUGCGAUGGUGCUUACGAUGAUCCUUGGUGGAUCGACGAACGCCGUAUUGCACCUCAUCGCCGUCGCACAUUCGUGCGGUAUUGAGCUUACCAUUGACGACUUCCAAGCCGUAUCUGAUCGUACGCCGUUCAUCGCCGACCUGAAGCCCAGUGGCAAGUACGUGAUGGAGGACGUGCACAAGAUCGGCGGCAUUCCCAAAAUUCUCGCUUAUUUGCUGAAGCACAAGCUCAUCGAUGGCGACAACAUGACUGUCACUGGCAAGACUCUGGGCGAGAACCUCGAGCAGUGGACACACAAGUAUGGCGAGCUCGACACGAGCCAGGAUGUUAUUCGUCCCCUCGACCAACCCCUCAAGCCGUCCGGUCAUAUCCGAAUCCUGAAGGGCAAUCUCGCGCCAGGCGGCGCUGUCGCUAAAAUCACCGGCAAGGAAGGCCUCGAAUUUACCGGAAAAGCUCGCGUAUUCGAUAACGAGGAGGACUUCGUCCAUGCGGUCGAAAGCGGCUCUAUCAAGAAGGGUGAAAAGACGGUCGUUGUGCUGCGCUAUCUAGGCCCGAAGGGCGGUCCUGGUAUGCCGGAGAUGCUCAAGCCGACGAGCUUGAUCAUGGGCGCUGGUCUUGGGAAGGAUGUCGCGUGCUUGACAGACGGACGGUUCAGUGGCGGCUCGCACGGCUUCGUGAUCGGACACGUCGUCCCUGAGGCGCAGGUCGGCGGCCCGAUUGCUCUCGUGCGCGACGGGGACGUGAUCACCAUCGAUGCCGAGGCCAACACGAUGGACAUGGACGUGACAGAAGACGAGCUUGCGGAGCGCCGGGCACAGUGGAAGGCUCCCCCGCUCAAGGUCAACCAGGGCACGCUCUACAAGUACGUCAAACUCGUCGGAGACGCCAGCCAUGGUUGCAUUACGGACGCUUGA